CUCUAUAUCCCAGCAUCCUCUGCGCGUAGACGAGGAAGGACAUCUUUCCGGAGAGGACACAUCAAGAAACGUCCCAAGGUUAGCUAUCGCUUUGUUUAGGUAUCUGACUGAAGCUUACAAAGAUGGCUGAGAAUAUCGAGGAGAAGAUCAAGAACUACAGGACCGCUCCCUUUGACGCCCGAUUCCCCAACACUAACCAGACCCGCAACUGUUUCCAGAACUACCUGGACUUCCACAGGUGCAACAAGGCUCUGUCAGCCAGAGACCAGGAUGUGGCUCCCUGUGACUGGUACCAGAGGGUUUACAAGAGCCUUUGUCCCAUGAGCUGGGUCGCUAAAUGGGACGAUCAGAUAGAGAAUGGAAGUUUCCCAGGAAAGAUCUGAAAUUGCCAACCAAGACAGUCCAGUGCAGGAUAUUCUGUUACUUGCACCUUUACCUCUGUAGUGUGCCUGAGGACAUCUCCAAACAGCUAUCACAUCGUCAUAAUCAUCAUCACUGAUGUUACUGUUAUUAACUUAACUAUAAACACGCACAACUUUUUACCCUGCAUGUUAAGGUCUAAAGUUUGUUUCCUGUUUCUAUUUUAAACUACUCUUUGACAUUGUUAAUUCAAUAAAUACAGUACAGAUGUAAUUAAAAUGGUGGUGUUUAUUAUGAAGUUUCAAUAAACUUUGUUGUAUUGA
Messenger RNA from Thunnus maccoyii (southern bluefin tuna), 683 nucleotides. RefSeq names its product cytochrome c oxidase subunit 6B1. The coding region runs from base 123 to 383 and encodes 86 amino acids. The transcript has 4 exons. NCBI's taxonomy places the organism in Eukaryota, Metazoa, Chordata, Actinopteri, Scombriformes, Scombridae. The record is from RefSeq and is a predicted model, not a curated record. Gene Ontology annotation, cellular component: respiratory chain complex IV; mitochondrion.